AUAAAAGGGAACAACCAUUUCAAAUCUUCAUUAUAUCAGAGAGUGAAAGAGUAAAAAAAGAAAACAGAGAAGACUAAGAAAGAAUGGCAGAAUUGUUCAUUAAGCAAGCACAACAAUAUUCAGAGGGCAGGCCAAGUUACCCAGAAGAAUUGUUCAAUUUCAUUGCUUCAAAGACACCUUGUCAUGACCUUGUUUGGGAUGUUGGUACUGGUAGUGGCCAGGCUGCUAAAUCUUUGGCUAAGAUCUACAAGAACGUAAUAGCCACAGACACAAGCCCAAAGCAGCUGGAAUUUGCGGCAAAGGUUCCAAAUGUUCGAUACAUAUGUACCUCUCCUAACAUGUCAAUGUCCGAAAUCGAAACCAAAAUAGGAGCAGAGUCAAGUGUAGAUUUGGUCACAAUUGCUCAAGCAAUGCAUUGGUUCGAUCUCCCAACUUUUUAUCAACAAGCAAACUGGUUACUCAAGAAACCAAAUGGAGUACUAGCAGCAUGGUGCUACACUGUGCCAGAAGUUAACAGCUCAGUUGAUGCAAUUUUUGAGAAAUUUUACACAGUUGAUGCUGAACCUUAUUGGGAAUCUCCAAGAAAAUUGGUUGAUGAAAAGUACAAAACUAUUGAUUUCCCAUUUGAGCCUGUAGAUGGCUGUGAUCAUAAUGGACCAUUUGAGUUCAAGAUUGAGAAAAUGAUGGACUUGGAUUCUUAUUUCAUAUACUUGAGGUCAUGGUCAGCUUAUCAAACUGCAAAAGAAAAGGGUGUUGAGCUGUUAACUGAUGAUGUUGUUGACAAAUUCACAAGUGCUUGGAAUGAAGAUGGGAAAAGCCAGAAAACUGUGACUUACCCAAUUUACUUGAGGAUUGGAAAAGUUGGAAAUUUAUACUGAAGUUGUUGCCAUAAGCACACAAGAGACAUGAAAUAAAUGAAUAUAGCAUUGUUUUUUAGCUAUAGUUCUUCUUCUUUAGAUGAAGAAUUAAUAGAAUAGUUGUAACAAACAUGAUGUGAAGUAUCUACUAAAUCAACCACACCUUACUCCUAAAGUAGAACCUUUGCAAGAGAUGCAGGCUUUACGCCAGUGUAUACUUUUCUAAAUAUCUGCUUAAACGGCGAUACGGGAUGGAGUCGAAAGGCCUCUUUUAUGCAAACUUUCAAAUAAUUUAGCCUUGGCAA
Molecule: messenger RNA, 1162 nt
Organism: Lycium barbarum (goji berry)
Lineage: Eukaryota; Viridiplantae; Streptophyta; Magnoliopsida; Solanales; Solanaceae
Exons: 2
Coding region: 84-878 (264 amino acids)
Molecular function (GO): S-adenosylmethionine-dependent methyltransferase activity
Source: RefSeq, a predicted model, not a curated record